Messenger RNA from Tigriopus californicus, 2115 nucleotides. RefSeq lists its product as uncharacterized. The transcript has a single exon. Gene Ontology annotation, molecular function: N,N-dimethylaniline monooxygenase activity; NADP binding; flavin adenine dinucleotide binding. The coding region runs from base 784 to 2067 and encodes 427 amino acids. Lineage: Eukaryota; Metazoa; Arthropoda; Copepoda; Harpacticoida; Harpacticidae. The record is from RefSeq and is a predicted model, not a curated record.
CGCGUCCAAAUUUAGUCCUCUCGUUUUCAAACAAGAAUUUCGAUUACCUAGGGAAAAGAUAUCCGUCAGAAGUUGCCAUUCGUUCGUAAAGAAGAAACUUUUACGACUCGGCAGACAAUCUCGUCCUUGUCGUACAUACAAAAAGAUCUCUUCACCUCCCGUAAACGUAGGGUUGGGAAAAUGGACUGGUGUCAUUUGGAGGAAAACUCGUUGGAAACUAUCCCUCUGUGUGAGUUUCUGGAUGAAGGCAAUACCCGGGACCGAUCGAGGUCGGGCCGACCAAAGCAUGAUUGAAUAGAUUUCUGCCACGAGCACGUACUUUAGAGAACACAUCUUCAUCGUUGCUCGUUGCGCUGGUGACCAUGCUUUAAUUUGGCCAUUACGACCAACAUGGCUCAUUGCUUGGCUGGAAUGUGUAAUUGAAUUUACCAUCAUGAUCGAGAACGAGAGAAUUGCCUGCCAAUGGUGUUCCCACUUGGAUUUGGAUGAGCCGACUUCUGACAAUACCUGUGUGUGUGUGUACUGACUGCAUCCACAUGUGCUCUUCGAGCUUCAUUCUCCACAUUCCUAUGAUCAUCCCACCCUUCGACAUUCCUCCUCGUCUGCCAAUGAAUGCACCUUACUUUCCAUGCCGUUUUGACGCAUUCCAGAUUCCCACUCGACUCGUUACGGACUUGACGCGUAUGAACUGAAACACCACCACAUUGGCCACUAGAGGGCAGCCCAUUCCGAGACCAGCAUUGCCACUUGAGUGACGUAAGAGUGCGAGAAAAUACACAUAACAUGUCUUCGGGAAAAGGACUACGUGUAUGCGUGAUUGGAGCGGGUGCGGCUGGCUUGUGUGCGGCCCGCCAUGUCUCAGCUCAAAGCAAAUGGUUUCAGAAGCCCGUGGUGUACGAGCUGAAUUCCUUGUUGGGUGGUACCUGGGUUUACAACGAACAGGUGGGGGCAGACCAGUUUGGCAAUCCCAUCCAUUCCAGCAUGUAUGAGCGCAUGAAAACGAAUCUACCCAAAGAAGUGAUGGCCUUCCCGGAUUUCCCUUUCCCAUCAUCACCGGAUUCGUUCCUUCACCAUACUAAAAUCCAAUCCUACUUGGAGCAGUAUUGCCGACAUUUCGCUUUGGACCAGUUCAUUCAGUAUAACAAGAAAGUGGAACUGGUCCAAGUUCAACCGGAUCAAAGUUGGUUAGUGAAGGUUCAGGAUUUACCCUCCCAAUCCGUGGCUGAAGCCAUUUUCGAUGUCAUCCUAGUGUGUAACGGCCACUACUCGGUGCCCUAUUAUGCUCCUAUCAGCAAUAUUGAACGAUUCCAAGGGAUCCGAAUGCACAGUCAUGAUUAUCGAAACCCUACCCGCUUCCAAGGGAUGAAUGUGGCUUUGUUGGGAGCAGCAGCCUCGGGCAUUGAUAUCAGUCUGGAGAUUGCUGAAGAAGCCACCCAAGUCUAUUUGUGCCAUAACAACCCGUCGAUCCCUUCCAAAUUACCCACUAACAUGGUUCAAGUCCCCGGGAUCGUGGAAUGCAUAUCGCCUCAAGGGUUUGUUUUGGCGGAUGGGUCCAAGGUCCAAGUGGAUUGUCUGCUCUAUUGCACGGGUUACGAGUUCCAAUUCCCAUUUUUGGAUGGCUCCUGUCAAGUGAAGGUAGAAAAUCGGACCGUCAAACCACUCUACAAGCAUCUGGUUCAUUGCGAGCACCCGACCAUGGCUUUCCUGGGAAUUCCCACCCAAAUCUGCCCGUUCCCAUUCUUCCAUUAUCAACUUCUAUGGUAUCUGAAGACGCUCAUCCAUCCUGGCUCAAAACUGCCCUCGGAAGCGGACAUGAAGGCCGACACGGAUCGGGAAAUGCAAGAGCGAUUAGCUCAGGGCAUUCCCAAACGACAUUUCCAUAAGAUGGGGGCCAUCCAAUGGCGAUACAUGGAGGAAUUGGCGGCUCAAGCCGACCUGGAUCCGCCCAACCCUCAAGUGGAGCAACUCUACAACUUGGUGCACGGGCGUCGAAAAACGAAGCUCACCCAAUAUAAGGCCGAUCAAUUCGAACUGGAUCACAGUGGAAAAUUUCAACUCCGACAAUAGCUUUGAGUCUGAUUAUAAUGGGGGAAAAUACAUUAGUUCACAUAUAUA